Molecule: messenger RNA, 2857 nt
Organism: Manis javanica (Malayan pangolin)
Lineage: Eukaryota; Metazoa; Chordata; Mammalia; Pholidota; Manidae
Gene: BLVRA
Product: biliverdin reductase A
Biological process (GO): heme catabolic process
Cellular component (GO): cytoplasm
Molecular function (GO): zinc ion binding; biliverdin reductase [NAD(P)H] activity; nucleotide binding
Source: RefSeq, a predicted model, not a curated record
CAGGGUUGGGACGCCCCCAGCCCCCCGGCCGAGCACGCAGUGAGAGGCCGGGGGCGCCUCUACAGGUCCCACAGCCGGGCCUAAGGACUCCUCUGCUCCUGCUGGAGAGCGCCCUCUGCCCACUUGCGCCGUGGAGCAGGGCGCAGGGAACCCGGAAGGGCCAGGGCUGGGGCCAAGGGCCCAGGCGCGUUCUCAGCCAGCCCUGCGGGCAGAGCGGGGCGGGCCUUCCCAGGAGGAGACCGGAGGCGGGGACCCCAGCCCCUGCUCCUCACAGCCGCCCCGCUCCGUCCGCGGCCCUCUCCCCGCCCCGCGCGCCCUCGCGUCCUGCCGCCCCACGGCCAAUCCGCGCCCCGGGAGGCAGGGCGGCGGCGGCGGCGGGGCACAGAGGCUGCGCGGAGAGCUCGAGCUUUGUGCCCCUCGGCAGCCACUGCAGGAGGAGACCAAGAUGAAUGCAGAGAUAUGUCUCAGGUCCAGGAGAAUGCAACUGAGGAAAAUCCCUUGAAUUUGGCCAUGAGGUCUGAUAUGACCUGUGGUGAAGCAGAAAGGCAUGGUAGUGAAAAGCAGAUUACACUGGGCUGGAAAGCCCGAGAGGAGGUUCGGCGUGGUGGUGGUUGGCCUUGGCAGAGCUGGCUCUGUGCGGAUGAGGGACUUGCGGAACCCACAUGCUUCCUCAGCGUUCCUGAACCUGAUUGGCUUCGUGUCCAGACGAGAGCUCAAGAGCAUUGAUGGAGUUCAGCAGAUAUCUUUAGAAGAAGCUCUUUCCAGCCAAGAGGUUGAGGUUGCUUAUAUCUGCAGUGAAAGCUCCAGCCAUGAGAACUAUAUCAGGCAGUUCCUUAAUGCUGGCAAGCACGUCCUUGUGGAAUACCCCAUGACACUGUCUUGGGCAGCAGCUCAGGAGCUGUGGGAGCUGGCUGAGCAGAAAGGGAAAGUCUUGCAUGAGGAGCAUGUUGAACUCUUGAUGGAGGAGUUUGCAUUCCUGAAAAAAGAAGUGGUGGGGAAAGACCUGCUGAAAGGGUCUCUUCUCUUCACAGCUGGCCCACUGGAAGAAGAGCGGUUUGGCUUCCCUGCAUUCAGUGGCAUUUCUCGGCUGACCUGGCUGGUCUCCCUCUUUGGGGAGCUUUCUUUUGUGUCUGCCACGUUGGAAGAGCGAAAGGAAGAUCAGUAUAUGAAAAUGACUGUGUGCCUGGAGACGGAGAACAAAAGUCUGCUGACAUGGAUUGAAGAGAAAGGGCCAGGUCUAAAACGAAACAGACAUUUAAGCUUCCAUUUCAAAUCUGGGUCCCUGGAGAAUAUGCCCAAUGUAGGAGUCAAUAAGAAUAUUUUCCUGAAAGACCAAAAUAUAUUUGUCCAGAAACUCUUGGGCCAAUUCUCUGAAAAGGAACUGGCUGCUGAAAGGAAACGCAUCCUGCACUGCCUGUGGCUUGCAGAAGAAAUCCAGAAAUUCUGCUGCUCAAAGAACUAAGUGAAAGAAGCACGUGGCACUUCCAAGAUGGGACUGCAGUUUGAUUUUUAUCCAGAGUUGACCUUUGUCUCUCUUCUUACAAUUAAACAUGGUUUUGCUUAUUAUAAUGAGCUGUGUUGGGAGUGAUAUUUGGAAGUGGGGGCACAUGUAGUGGGGAUGAAAGAAGUAACUUUGGUUGAGGCUUUAUAUGCUUGAUUUCAUUUACUGUCCCCACAGCCCUAUCAUAUUAUCAGACUUGUUUUUGUUAGUAUAUUGUAAAAUUUUGUUUGAAGUCACCCAUAUAGUAGUAGUAGAAAGUAAAUAGCAGUCUCUAAACCCUACUUAUACACUGAGCCACCACAAAAUAGUGCCUUGAGUCUCUUUGCUACUUUAAGGAAUUUUAUUUUCUUCCACAGACUUCCAUCAGGUGACUGCUAGGUGCUGGGGAUUCUAAAAAUGAGUAAGACAUAGCUAGUGCCUUCAACAACUCACUGUCAAAAGGGAACCAGUCAUAAUGUAGUAGGUACAGGAAAAUGGUGAUCAGGAGACGGGUUCAGGGAAGACAUCCAAACCAAAUUUUAAAUAUGUUAGCUGCAUAACGGUCAAAGGGGGGCUUUCAUGGCAGAACAAAGGGAAGGAAGUGAAGCAGGUUCAUGAGUGCCCUGGGAACUCUUGCCCGAGCAUCGGGUCUGGAGGAGGGAGUGACAGAGGGUCAGUCUGAUCGCCAAAGGCCCUAUAGGCCAGGGGAAGGAGUGCAGUGUUCCUUGUUAGGCAGUCCAGAGGCGCUGAACAAUGUUAUUUAACGGGAGUGGGAUGGCCAGGUUUCCAGUUGGGUAAAGCACUCAGCUGCCUGAAGGUGAUGUGACUGGAGACCGCACAGGAGGCAUCUGGGUGAGAGCCAACCAGUGUAUUGGUACUCGCAGCCCUUGGCUUGUCCAGACUCAUCGCUCAUGAUGAGUAAAAUUCUGCAGACCCUGAGGCAGAGCUGAGUCCCAGGAAGCUGCUCUCAUUUCAUGGUUGUCCUGUUGCAUUUUCUUCAAAGUUUGUGUUAGAUUUCUUGCUUCUGUAAAUGUCUCUCUCUUAGUUUUUGCCUACUCCCCACUUGGCAUUGUGAGGUUGAACCAGUUCUGAAGCUGUGAAGUCACUGGAGGCAAUGUCUGCUUUCUACCUCUAUUACUCUAUUACUCUACUACCUCAAGGUAAAGCAGGUUAAUAUAUUAACUUAAAUCUAAAAAGAUCCUUGAGGUAAUUAUUUUAUUUGCCAUGUAAAACAAUUUGUAAUAAACAUUGGUUGAUUGGUUUUCUUGUUUUAUUAUCCAUAUCAAAUGCCCCUUGAGCCCAGGGAAUAUGCUUAUGUUUGUAUGUUGUACAACACCUAACAUGGUAUAAUUAUUAAAUAACCGAUGAUUAAAAGCA